Symbiodinium sp. CCMP2592 is the source of this 993-nucleotide messenger RNA. The record is from the annotation of a GenBank genome assembly. Lineage: Eukaryota; Dinophyceae; Suessiales; Symbiodiniaceae.
AUGCCAAAGAACGCGAACAUGUCGCGCCGAAUUUUCCAGAGUAUCGCCGCUGCCAUGCUUCUGAUAGGUCUGCUAGGUGCUACCUCCAGCUUCGCAGUCAGACAGCAACGAGGAAGGGGUCAAGACUUCCGAAGUCUUCAAACAAAAUCCACUUGGCGGAUGAAGGACGGACAGGAGGACAAGCGCAGUCUCCUUGCGAAGCUCCGCGAUCCCAACAGCAAGCCGAGAGAUCUUGCCACGACGGUCGCUGCUUUGCAGCAGCGUCGUCUACUGACAGAGGCCCGGGAGUACACGACAGCGAUCAAUGUACUUGGCAAGUUGGGUCUUUGGCGUGAGUGCUUGGGCUUGCUGGUGGACAUGCAAAGGAACGGGCUUACGCCCAAUGUGAUCACCUACAACGCAGUUCUGAAGUCCCUGGCGCGCAACCGCCGCUGGCAGGAGGCGAUUCAGCUGAUUGCAGAGAUCUGGGAAUCAGGGCUGUCACCCGAUGAUGUGAUAUCCUACACAACGGCCAUCUCUGCUUGCGCUGACAGCGGACACUGGAAAGAGGCUUUGCAGCUCUUGGCCGAGAUGGAGCGUGCUGGGAUCAAGGCCGAUGUCCGGAUCUUCAAUGCAGCCAUCAACGCUUGCGCUCAGGCCGGUGAGGCCGUGCGAGCACUGCUGCUCUUUCAAGGCAUGCCCGAGAGGGCGUUGGUGCCGGAUACGAUUACGUACAAUGCCCUCAUCAAUGCUUGUGCCCGAGGAGGAGCCUGGGAGGAUGCCCUGCAGUCUCUGACAAAGAUGAAGGAGCAGGGCUUGACUCCACAGACAAGAACCUACAAUUCAGCCAUCAAUGCGUGCGACAAAGCUUUCCGUGGCUACGAGACCUUGCUGCUGUUGGAUGACAUGCAUGACCAUGAGGCGAGGCCCAAUGCGGUGACUUAUAACACCGCGAUGAGUGCAUGCUUGAAGGGCGGAAUGCAGGAGGAGGCCGGGAAGCCAGUCUUCGGCUAG